UGUUGUGUGUAACGUGCAGUAGUGUUAGUAGGAGUCAUUGUUUGAUAAGCUGUUAGCUGAUAAUAGUAUAAGGCAACGUCUAAGAAAAUGUUUUGCUAAUAUGUGUUGACGUGAUUGCCGUAGCGAAGUACUAUUAUUAGCAUGUACUGUACUUUUAAUGUUAUAGUGAUUAGGGGGCUUAUUCUGAUGUUCAAUUCGAUAGGCAGUUUUACUUUUAGAUUAGAACGCAUUCUGAACGGAGUCGCCAAGGUCCUGCAGGUUGAAGCCAGCGUAGGCUUGAGUUGUUCGUACGACUGUCAACACAACAGUGUUAUUCAUUGUGAACGUUUGAAUGUGAAGAUGUGCAUGAUAUUGACAAGUUAAUUUUGAUUGCUUAUUCUUCAGAAAGUUUUUCAAAGUUUCAAUGUAUCACUGAACCCGCUACAUCGUUAUUUUAAUCUGAUUAAGUAGUUGACCAAAUUAUCUUAAGUCAAGAUGAAGAUUUAUCACUUCUAUUUUUCUAGUUAAGACUACACAUUGAGUUUAUGCAGCAAAAUAAUUUAAACAGUAUGAUUUCUAACAAAGAGGGUUUGUUUAUUAAGCCAUUUUUGAGCUUAGUCGUAGUGUGGAUUUUAGCAAGUGAUCUUCCUUUAACUUGUUUAAGCAUAAGUGACUUGAACUUAAAUGGAGGAGAAAACUUAACACAGCCUUUGAAAAUAUUUGGCAAAUAUAGAACUCGAUUACAUGGAAGCCCAUAUAUUGUAGGAAGAGACAGACCUAGUCCUUUAGACAAACAAGAUACAUUAGAUGUCAAUAAUGAACCUUUAAAACAAUCAGAAGUUGGUGCAUUUGGAGGCAUUUACUUAAAGAGUGAAGCAAAAGUAAUAGGGUCACAUUUGCGGAAAGUAAGCAAUGAAGAACUAGGAGUUACAACAAUGCAGGCUGUUUUUGACUCUCUUCCUUUUAUGGAUACAGAAACCAAUCUUACCAAGAAUGUUAACCAGAUUGCUAAAAGAUUGCAAGAUAAAGUUGAAAAAUACCUUAAUGUCUUGGAGAAAAGUAAAGAAGAAGUUAAAAGAAUGUACAGCUACCACUUAGAUUCUCCGGUGUCAGAUAUUAACUUGUGUUGUAAUCUUGGAACUUCAGAUUUCAGUUUCAAUGACCAUUUUGGAACAGCAGUUUCAUUAGAAUCUUCAUGUGAACUUGCCUCACCCAACGUGCCCGACGAGUUAUUUAGCCCAGGAAUCAAUCUAACUGAGGUCUUUCGAGAAAAUCUGAUUAGGCAUCCACAUAUGAAAUGGCAGUAUUUUAUAUCGGCAGCUGGGAUUCACAGCGAGUACCCCGCACAUAUACAGGAUCACACAAGUUUCAGUGGUCUAGGAAAAGACAGCAGGCACAGGGAUGUGUAUUUAGCAACAAUACAGCCUCGUAGCAAACACGUGAUGAUUAUCAUAGAUCAUGGAAAUUCCCUCAGUUCUAACCAGUUAGCAACGGCCAAAGCUGUUGGAAAACACAUACUUUUCACUCUAUCUCACAAAGACAAGGUUGGUUUAAUUGGACUUUCUGGAGAACCACAACACCCUCAAAGUGAUAGUUGUUUAUCCCACCAGAUGGCAUAUGCUACGUACGAGACAAAGUUUCAUUUUAGUAGGUUUAUUGAUGGAUUACAAAAAACAAAAGACUCCACCAACCAUCUUGUGGGAUUUGUCAAAGCCUUCCAACUACUUAGGAACUCACUUCCUCCUAUUGGAACAGAGAAGAAUGAUUCAGAAGCACUGAUCAUUUAUAUUAGUAGAGGACUGUUGACGUCAUUGGCUGAAGCCCGUCCAGUUCUGGAAACAAUUGCCAAUGAGAAUCAUAAAAUUGGUAAUAGAGUUGUUAUCAACACUUAUGCUGUUAUUGAUGAUGGAAAGCCUAUUAUGUAUGAAAAAACUUUUCUCCAAGAUAUUGCUAAACAGAAUUUCAGUAAAUACAAUGUCCUUCCUCCAGAUCCUUCUGACAUUAAGCAAGGAAUGAUGGUUGCUGUCAACUCCACAGACAAUCUCUGUUUUCUGGUUGGAGAUUUUUAUUCUGUUGUUUCGUCACCAGUCCAUUCUGACAAACAUUUUUCCCUACCUUGGUGGGAUCCUGUCAGCAAAGGAGUAGUUAUUAGCAUCAGCCAGCCAGUGUAUUAUGAAAAUAGGUUGUUGGGAGUUAUAGGAAUUGACAUCACUUUAGAUGACUUAGCUGAAGACGUGACCUACUUUAGGCACUCUGAGAAGAGUUAUGCAUUUUUUGUAGAUGAAUCAGGUAUGACCUUGAUGCAUCCGUCUUUCCCUAGGCCAAUGUUUAUGGAGGAACAGCCUUUGCAUACUGAUAUACAACAUUUGGAAAAUCAACCAGGUUUUCAACGAAUUAGGAGAGACAUUUUGAGAAAUGAUAGUGGGGAAAAUAUUCUAACAACAAAAGUGCCAUGUAAGCCACCCAAAACAGCAAACUUUGCUUUGAAUAAUGCAGAUGUAAGGUGUUUUGACACCGAUGGAAAAAUAUACCAAAUACUAUACAACUGGAAGAAGGUUCCUGGAGCACCAUACAUUGUGUGUUUAGUGUUGGUUGAGACCAUGAAAAUGUUCCAGAGAUUGAAGAAAAGCCUAGCUCCAACUGAACCUGCUUUUAUUUACCACAGGCUUGACCUUAUAGCAGCCCCGCACAUGUGUCGACACAUGAAACAGCUCUCAACACUUGAAUCAAGUACACUCUUUCUGUCUGCAUCUAGUUUUCUGUCUCCUUUUGAAUAUCUGUCUAGUAACGAAACAAAGAACAAAGUGCAGGGUUAUGUGGCUUACCUUAAUGAUAAAACAAAGUUAAUUGCCAAUCCAGGUCUAAAGAAUGAAGUGCGUAAUGAUGUUCUUUCAACAAUUCGCAUCACUCCAGAAUGGAAGAAAAGGGUCUUGAAUAGCGAUUUUUCAAAGUACAUUGUGAGAAGGUUCAUUGCCACCACCAAUGGAGUUUUCCAGGUCUAUCCAGGAACGGUAGUGGACAAGAAAUAUGACCCAACGAAACGAGAGUGGUUUCGACGAGCAAUGGAACAUCCUGGGAGGGUAGUUUUAACAGCACCUUACCUCGAUGUCGGUGGAGCUGGUUACAUUGUUACGCUAAGCCACACUGUUUAUGAGGGAAGACAUGCAGCAAUGCAUAGUUCAUCUGACGCUAUCAAAGCUGUUUUAGGCAUGGACUUCACAUUAGGAUAUUUCUACAAAUUGUUAGUGGAUGCAAUCCCACUGUGUGAAAAGGAUAGAGUAGUAUGUUUCAUCAUGGAUGAUAAAGGCUACUUGAUAGCUCACCCUGGACUUAUUGAGCCAAAUGGUCAUGGACCUAUUGAACAACAGCAUGUAACACACAAGGAACCUUUGGUAGCUAACGACAUCGUAAAUCAUGAAGGAUUUGUCAACAAAAAGUUGUGUAAUAGUUUCAGUGAUCGUACCAUACAGAGAUUUUAUCAGUUUGAUGUUACAUUAGACAGGGUGUUGACCAACCUGGUUCGGGGAGAACAUUGUGCUAAAUAUCAGAUCACACUCAUUCCUGGUACCAACUUAUAUCUUGGAAUUGUGAAUCAGACUUGUGAGGCUGUUACAGCUUUUUGUCCAUGUAGUAUGACUGACAGACUGUGUCUUAACUGUCAUCGAAUGGAGCAGAAAGAAUGUGAAUGUCCUUGUGAAUGUCCGCUUGAAAUGAACUUGUGUACAGGUCAGCUUGUGGAUGAGGAAGAUAGAAAUCCUAGCUGUCCAUGGGAGCCAGAAGAUCCCCAGCUGCCUUUUGUGGAUCCUAAACAUUUUAAUUCACUGGGAUCAUGUUUUGAAAAUCAUUGCCUUUCUCGAAUGACAGAGAGUGAAUGUUUUGGUGUACUUGGGUGUGAAUGGUGUCAGUUGGAAACCGAUGGUGUGACACAGCUCAAGAAAAGCUACUGUGUGGAUCAGCGUAAAUGUUUUGGUGGAGUUUUGGGUGCAAGGACACCCUAUGCAGAUGAAAUUAUUGAAGGUCUCCCACUUGAAGAGAUGUUGACUAUUAAGAGCACUCCAGUUGGUCCAGUAGCUGGUGGAAUCAUGGCCUGUUUCCUGGUUCUGGCUUUGACUUUCUACUGUUACCGACACCACGUCCAGCGUGGUACGUCAUCUCACUACAUGCCCUCAGCACCUAACACUACCUUUCCAAUGGCUCAGCUGGAUAAUGAACCAGAAGAACCAGAAAUUCAUGAAGAACUUCAUCCUGUAGCUCAUUCCAAUUUAGUACUGCAAAAUUUUGAGAAUGCUGUUCCUGUUUCUCCUUAUCGUGCAAGUAGUACCUAUAGAAGGCCAGCAGGUGGCGAGAGUGACCAUGGAUACAGUACGAUGACUCCCCAUGAGGACUCGGAACAUAUGCCACCUUACUUUGAGCCAUUAUUGAUAGGAAAAGAUUGGCACCGUGUCCCAGUGUCUCAACAGUCGAAUGAGUAGUUGUAGUCGAGCUUCGUCGCCCGUGCCACAUCCUCACCCUCACAGUGUGACACCACCUAUAUCUUAUUAUGGGUCCUCUGGGUUACAAGCCAACAGGCAUUGGCCCGGUGGGAUUUCAGCAUUCAGAGACCCAUCACAAACUGUUAUACCAGAAGUUCCACACCAUAGUGAGCAUGUAACUCAUGCACAGGUGCAUAUUGUGGACACCCACUAAGUCUUUGUUGUUUUUUGUAAAUAGUGUAUAGAGUUAUGUAGUUCCACACCAUGUGGUUAGUUUUGUGAACCUGAAAAUCACAUUGCUAAAGAUUAUGAUAAUUUGUUUGGCUCAAUUUCUGUGUGGAAGUGUCAUCAGCUCAUGAUAAUUGUACCAAAUUAGUCCAUAGGUGCCAAGUUGUGAUCAUGUAUGUAAUGUUUACUUGCUAUUCUAGAGAAUAGCAAUGGUGAUUCCGUAUUUUAUUUCCUUGAAAAACGGGUUGACUUGUGUCAUUUCUGUGAGCUGAAGAUAAAAAAACUACUUCAUAUAACACAUUGUAAAUUAUCUUUGCACAAAACUAAAUGUUUAAUAAUUCUGUGAAAAGAUCAUUAUAAAACAAGUAAAUUACGUAUGUACAAAACUAAAUAUUCUGUAAAAAUCAUUUCAUCUGUUAUAUUUUGCCAUCCAGUGUUUUCGUGCCCAAGUACAUUGUGUGCAUGGGUAGUCUUAUUUUAGUUUCAACUAUGCAAUUGUUUUUAAUUAGUAGAGCACAUGUGGUCUUCCUGUCUGAUGUGUAGUGCCUUCUGUUUAUAAUAGCUGGUUGAAAGCAGAAUGUUUUAACAAAAAUAUUUAAUUACUCCUAUAUUUUAUUUUUAAUAUAUUUAACCAAGACACAAGUGGUAUUAACCUUGGAAACACGGGGGUUUUUCCCUCCAAAUUUGAUAGGUAACAUGUUUGUAAUUGUGUUUUGUUUUUCUAAAAAUAGCUGUGUUGACGUACCAAUUACAAUGGAAUAUAUUGUUUUGACGUGCAGUGCAUUCCUUCCUUAUAAAAGUUUCUGUGAGAAAAAAGUGUAUAUAUAACUAUUAAACACUAGCAAGCUCUCAUCAAGUACUUUGUUUUUCUCUACUUUUUAUCGUGAAAAGCAAUGAAUUUACAUACUGCUUUGAUCGUGUAGAAUUACUGUUAUUUAUGAUUGAGACAUCUCUGAAUCCUGGUCGCUUGGUACAGCUUUUCAAGCACUUCUGUAACCUCAAAUACAAAAAUACUGACUGGUUCAUGGUUUUUACCACUAGCAUACAAUAAAUAGAAAAAAGUUACCCCUGAAAUAAUACAAAAAUAACUUCUGAAGUAAUUCUUUAUCCAGACAAGACACUGUGUGUAAUGAGUAUGUAACUUAUAACUGUAGUAUUUAUGUUAUUAGAAAUCUUGAAUUAAAAUGACUACACAGGUGUACAUUAAUAGCCUUGUGAAUGUAUUGAGCUUUUAAUGUGUAGGUAUAUGUAGCAUACAAAUUUUUUGAGAUACAAUAUUGGUGAAUUUGAACUCAUAAUAUGAAUGAAUUGCUUAAUUAGUUUAGAAAUUUUGUAAAGGAUAGUUGGUAAUUCUUGACUUUCAAACUGUUUAAACAUUUAAAAGUAGUUUGUCCUAUAAAUUCAUAUAGAUACAGUAAUCUAUUUGAUGUCAAUACUCUUCAUGGAGGUUACUUGAAAUUCUAUGUCAGUCAAUAAUCCCAAUAUAAAUACAGUUUUAUAGAUGUCAAGUGGAUAGAAAGUGAUUUUGGACUGUAAAGUUAUUAUACAAUUGCAAAGGAAAAUCAAAUCUUGUGCUUAUAUGUUCUGGCAUUUUUAUUUUCUGGUUUUUUUGUAAAAUAGGUUAUUUUACAGUAUUUAAAUCUAAUAUCUUCCAUAUUUUUAUAACCCAAAGAAUACUUAACUUCAGUGCAGUUAAGAAUCACUAAAACAAUUUGGAUAAAAUGUAUUAAGUUUUCCCAUGCUGAACAUGUUUUACUAAUAUGGGGGGGGGGGAGAGUUUAAUUUAGCUGAGCAUAUGAAAAGUGUUGCUCAUGUAUUAAGAGCCUGUACAUCUGUUUAAUAUGAGUAAGAAAUACUUGGAUUGAACCCAACUGUCAAGCAUUAUAUUAAUAGAAUAUAGUUGUAUAUUUGGGCUUAUACUUUUUGAGUUGAAAAUGAACACAUUUCUCGAUGAAAAUUAAUUUUUCAAGUUGCUUAUUUUUCACUAUCUAGAUGUAUGUUGUUUCUUUUGUACACUGAAAGUAUAGAAAAGAUGCAUGUGACAAUGACCAGUUGAAGUCAGAGUGUACAGAUUAAAUUUCAUUUUUAUAUUUUAAAACUGGAGUUGUUUAAAUCGCUUCUCUCCAUUUUUAUGACUGAGCAGUGGUUGAAUGUUUCCACAAAAAGUUGGACUUAAAAAAUAGAGUUUUGUUAUUGUAUUAAAACUAAAAACAAAAUGUUUGCCAGAGCUUAUAAUGCAGAAAUGUGGGGUUUGAUCCCUGUAAUCGGCACAGCACAGAUAGUCCAUUGUGCAGAGUUGCAAUAAUAAAUUAAGAUAAAUUGACAAGUUAGGUUUAAAUUGUUGAACUGAAGCCUUCUAUUAACACCCUUACACUGUUAGUCUUGUUCAACUAUGGUUCUCAUUAUUAACAAAAGGGGCUUAAAUGUCAUACCU
Messenger RNA from Limulus polyphemus (Atlantic horseshoe crab), 7113 nucleotides. Its product is annotated as VWFA and cache domain-containing protein 1-like. Gene Ontology annotation, cellular component: voltage-gated calcium channel complex. The coding region runs from base 525 to 4451 and encodes 1308 amino acids. Lineage: Eukaryota; Metazoa; Arthropoda; Merostomata; Xiphosura; Limulidae. The record is from RefSeq and is a predicted model, not a curated record. Gene Ontology annotation, molecular function: voltage-gated calcium channel activity. The transcript has 28 exons.